CUCAGACAAACCUUUCAUUCCGAGAUCUUUUCAGAAAUGCUCAGAACGCCUUGGGGACAAGACGAGUUCGAAUAUCCCAACCAGGGAAAAGAUGAACGGCACACGCCUGUAGACUCACCAAGCGGCAACAAGACAACAGGCGGGCGUUCUCAAAUCGUUUUUGGCACCUACCAUGAGCCUAUCAUGUCUUCUUACAACUCUAUGACAAAUACAUCUCACAUUGGUGAUGGCUAUGCAAUCAGCAACCAAGCGGAUUACCUUGACCGUGCGGCAAGUCACCGCAAGCGAAGUCUCCGUGAUUCCUACACCGAUGUAUUUAAUGUGCAGGCUGAAGAACCUUCCACCUCGAAGCAGGCUGGCUCACGCUACCGAACGGAUAAAAACCAGUCGAACGUCUUUGGAUCCUCACCUCCAAUCAGUGCGCCAGUGUCUCGCCACUAUCGUCUUGCCAGCGACAUUUUUAAUCUGAGCGGCCCCGGCCAGCCUCCCUUCGGUGCUGAGAGCAAUGUGGAUAGGUUGGACGAGACAAGGGCCCUAGGGAGAUCUGGCUCUGGCCAGGGUCGUGCCUCUAUGAUGAGCCAUGAAGAAUAUACCCCGUCCCACCCUUCCGCCAUUAAACGUAAUCCGUCGAAUAGCGUCCUUGCCCCAAGUUCAGAGAACUACGGGCCAGAUGCUCUGUCGAAAGGACGUCGGCAUUAUCCCCAACAGCACCACACCUCCAACAUUUUCCAUUCUUGAAAGUUUUAGUGUAUUGUUGCGAGUCAUAAAAAUAAACUGUAAUAGGAUUCUCAAAUAACUAUCCGAAGUUUGCAAAACUUUUCAACGCGAUCUUGGGUGUAGCGUUCCUGUCGCCCUCUGUUACCCCGCUAUCGAGUCCGGAUACGCUGUCCCUCUCCCUUCCUACAUUUUGUUGUUGUAGUGUAACAACGCUCUGUAAUCCCC
Messenger RNA from Spizellomyces punctatus DAOM BR117, 942 nucleotides. RefSeq lists its product as uncharacterized. The record is from RefSeq and is a predicted model, not a curated record. The transcript has 2 exons. NCBI's taxonomy places the organism in Eukaryota, Fungi, Chytridiomycota, Chytridiomycetes, Spizellomycetales, Spizellomycetaceae. The coding region runs from base 37 to 738 and encodes 233 amino acids.